AUAACUCAAGCAAAGCACAAAUAAUCAAUCAUACACAUAACCAAGCAACGGUAACCAAUUCGCUAAAAUACUUAAAAUCAUAAUACUUAAAAGAAUAUGUAAGGCGUAGAAUUUACCUUCUUAACACUCACCUGACUGUGUAGCUAAAUCCAUCGGCUUCAUGAACUAGGUACUCCAAAAUCCAUCGGCCUCUGUCUCUAUGAGGCAAAAUAUCAAACACCUUAAGCUCAAUUAUGUUACCUCCUUCUUGGUGUCGUAAGCUUGACUACAGUCAAUAUGCCAGUAUCCGUAUACAUUGGAAAACAGAGAAGCCACUUAUGCAUCAGAAAUUAGAGAAGCUCCCUAUGCAUAAAAACCAUUCGAGGGAACGAAGAAGAGGGGAAAUGGAGGACGCUAGAAGAGGAAUGAGUUACCGGCAGAUUUGGGCAUGAAGCGAAGGGAGAUGAAGAAGUAGCGACAACGCUGAGCUCCAAAAUUGAAAAAGCACUGGCGAGUCGAUCCAUAUUCCUUCAUCGUCUUCUGCUGCUUAGGAUUUCUAGCUUCUCAUCUCACAUAGACUGAAUCUAUCGGCAAAGCUCGCAGCUAUGGAACUCGCUUCGCAUUCGACAAUAAUUUUGGAUUUUUGUGCUAUGGAAGAAGAAGGGGAAGAAGAUAGAAGAGCGGUGUGGAGCUUGACUUGGGAUUUGUUUUCUUUCGACCCGAGAGCAAGUUGCUUUCGGUGGAGAAUUAAUGCGAGGGUUUUAUGGUGAGGCCAAGUGGGUAGGGUUCUAGGGUUUUAAUUAGUCACAGGGUUAUUUGUGGAAAUUCAUACUUGCGGGUGAGUUUAAUCCGAAACUCAAUUAAUGUCCGUAACCUUCUCAUUUUUUGUCGAAAUUCGACACCGCUUGAACCGAUAGUUCACAUUUUAAGUCCUCCUCGACAUUACGGUGAAACUUGACCCAAGGGUAUAAUAUUCAUUUUGACUUUUUGGAAGAGCGGGGUGUAACAUUUCCUCCACCCUUAUAAAAAUUUCGUUCCCGAAAUUUGAUCAGGCGCAUCCUUUCAUACUCCUCAUUCUCGUGCUUCUUUGGCUCAAGGUUUCACUCUUUCUAUAUGAACUUCAAUGGCGUGCCCUUACCUUGUCUUGAAUAGCUUACUAUAGUUCUUAUAUGUACUCUUGACCAUAACAGGUAUUCUCAUCUAGCUCGGUAGAAUCGAAUGGGUUUGAGUGAUUCAUUGCCCUUUUCAAAAUUUUCCAACUUGAGCCCACGGUGUGAUGGGACCAAUUUUGGCUCAAUUUAUUUGGUCCAACUGAUUCAGUACUUGAUGUUGAACCUAAAUCGAAGUCGAGGUAUCACAUUUCCUCCCCACUUAUCGAAAUUUCGCCUUCGAAAUUUGUCCACUGUGAUUACCCUAUGCAUCGCUUGUGGUAAUCCUUUUCAUUUCGCGGAUUUUUUAUUUCCUUCAACUUAUACGCCAUGACCUAAAAUCCUUCUCUCCAUUCCCUGCAACUUCAAUGUUGUUGUGGCUUCUUAACCCCUCACAUUACCUCGGUUGCACCUUGUACAUAAAUAGGAACGAUAACUAUCCAUUGUUGGGUACAUGAGAAGUUAAUGCCCCUCUCCAACCCCAAGUUCACUGACGGCGGCUUAUCCUCCAUCUAGUAAGGUGGUAAAACUUUUUUUUAACGUAACUCUCGUCUGGGGUUGACCUCAUAGGUGACCUAGGACGUUAUACCUCCUAACGUUGUAUCUCUUAAUUUCUUCCUUGAUGCUUCCCCUUAUCCUUUAACCAUAACUGAGUGGCCAUCUCCUCGUUACUUCUUGCUUAACUCUGAAACCUCAUAUUACAGCUUUUACCUCCUGUAUUCAUUAGAGGCAUCCUUUGCAUCUUUCUCUAGCUUGCGAUCACCUUUAUGAUUCCUUUCAAGAAUCAUGGCAUUCUCUCUGGCUUACUCGUUCACUCUUGGCGCCUAACCUAGCACUUACUUAUCGGUGCUUGAAUUUUAUGUUCUUGUACUAUCCAUUCUGCUACUCUUAGACCCUAGUUGAAAUUCCUCAUGCGGUUUACCCGUCCAGUAGAGUUUUACCCGAGAGAUUGACACCUUUCACCAACAUAGGCAACCUUGGUUUCACUUUGGGGUAUUCUAGCAGGUUCCCUAAACUUAUAUCCCUCUUACUUCAUUACUCGUGACUCUUCUUCUUGAUAUUACUCGCUCGUUCUAGAUGAUGUCCCUUAUUCUCGAUGUAGUCGUCUAGGUUCUCAUAUUUUUUUCUCACUCAUAUACCUUGACCGAUAAGGUUUUCCCUUCGACCGUUCUGGACCACCACACUUCUACUUUAAAGUUGACCAUUGAGCUUCUCAGUUCUUGAUGGGCUUCAUAUGGUCCAACUUAUUCUCCACUGGCAAUCACCUUAACGCCUCCUUGUUGAACUUCGUAUUCUUUCACCGGCUCUUCCUAACUAUCUUUCUCCCUGAAUUUGUCGUUUUAUAAACUACCGCCCUUUUCACCAUAACUUUCAUUAUAGCUUGUGGUUUCAUCCUUACUUCCACAACUCUUUCAUCGAUGCUUGGUACUAGCUUUGAUCUACUCAGUUUAGUAGCUCCUCGCCAUACCUCAGAGCCAACAUUUCCACUAGAAACUUUCUCUAGGUAGACUUGACAGAUGACACCCACGACUUCUACUCACGAUGGUGCUUGACCACGUCCCAACUAUCUUCCUUCACGCAUUCAUUGUCCGGUCGACACCACCUUUUUUAUUUCCUAUAGCGUCCUAUGGUGUUCUUCUUGCUUCUUUACUUUUACUAUCCUUCUAUUGAUACUUUGUACUAUUUUCGGUCACCCAACUCUGUUGAGUAUCUUCUCGUUGUUGUUUUGGGUCAAAGUUUCCAAUAGUGGCUUGCCCUUGGUAGGCUUGAACAAACCUCAUCCACGUCAUAUGUCUCGAUUGAUGCCUGCAUAUGGCCUCAUAGUCUGGGUUCUUAGUGGCUUAACUGAACGUGUCUUACUUAUCCUUAACUAGCCGCUUCCUCUGGAUGACACCUUACACUAUGCUGCUCCCACUCAGAGUGGGGCACCUUGGGUAAGGUAACUUAAUGAUUUCCUCCUCUUGGUAAUGUUUUUCCUCUUCGUACUGCACUAUGCAUUUUCUUGAACCCGAGUCACCUACACAUAUUCUCUUCCUUCAUCGGAACUUUCAUGUGCUUCCUCGAAUUCUCUGCCAUUCACUAGAACAUUUAUUGAACAUUCCACUUACUUGUCUAUACUCGGUUGGCUUAAUGACUUACUCUAUAGCUAGUUCCGAGACCUCACCUCUUAGCCCUCUAGUUCCAACUUAGUGGAGAGGUUCCUCCUUCUGUCACCCCUCAUGUACCCUAGGAGGCUAGGUGUUCCCUCUAUUUAAGAGAGGACAAUCCCAUAACGGAUCAUCACGAAGUCUUGCAUUCCCCUUUCAACGGUCCCAACGACCUCAUGACCUUUCGUGAUCUGGGUAGUUUGUAGGGUCUCUACUAUCCUCCUUCCAACUUGGUGUUAUCUUGGUAUCCAACUCACGCACUUCUGAGAAGUGGUUCUCUAUUCGUACUGCCAUCUACUAGCUAACUGUUAUUCUCUCUCACAUUCCAUGUCUUUUAUUAUGUAUUUAAUCCCCACUGUCUUCUACCAGGCAUGCUUUAGCAUUUGGUGGCACUUUCCUCCACGUCUCGUCCAAUGGUGAUCUUACUGAGACCAUAACUUUCCCUCUACAUCAUUUAUCUCGUUGCUUGUCUUGUUCCUUCUAAAGGCUUGUCAUCGGCCUAACUCCCCAGGAUUAUGUACCCUCUUCUCCAGUUACGGGGUUUAUCCAUAGGGGUUCCUUCAUCGUCAUAUGUAAACAACCAUGCGUCCUAUCCUUCUUAAACUAUUGAAUUUUGACGUCCUUUCAGACCCCCCCUCUAACCUACUUAUUUCCUCCUUUACCUCAUUUAUACUACCCUAGCUUGUCUUGAAGUCUAAGCUUUCCACUGCUCUUUGUCACUGUGUUGUAAUAGCGUUGAGCCAUCGACCACAAAAACUAGUUGAGGGACUUCUCGGGGUAUGACUCACUUCUACUGUCACUCUAGGAAUUGGCCAAGUGAAACCACUUCCUAAAGUGUAGUAUAGCGGGUUUGGGUUUAAAUGUCAACCCGGGUCCUAGAUUUGAUGACUACUCGGUGAAUUCUUGUUAUCUAGCAAUGAAACUUUAAUGCAAGUCUAAACGAACAAACAAGCAAAGCAACUAAACGGUUGUUUUCAGGUUAAGAGAGGUCACCCGUAUAUGGUUCCCCCUAGACUGCAGUUAAGCCAGAUUGCAAUUACCAAGUUCAGUUUCUAUGAUAGUUAUACUGCGGAAGGUUCUUAAGCAGCCUGAAGUCUCGACUAAAGGUCUUCAGACCCUCUCAAUCUGAGUCUCUAGCGGGCGACUAACCUCCACCGGAGUAAACAGAUUGAGGCCCUACGAACAAAACCUCCACUACCGAAGUGAAUUCGGUACAGAAUAGUGAGUUGGCUCCUUGACUAAAGUCACCAACUCCCUACCUUCAAUCAAGGAUGCUCUAUCAACCUAGGCAGAUAUUCUCAUUCUAGGUUAAAGCAGAAACAACAGGAAUUUGAUCAGGAUUCAAGCCAUUCAAACCUCAAUUGAAUAUAAUCAAAUCAUAGAAUCAGUACUUGGGUUCAUACAAUCAAACCUAACAUACAAAACUAGGGUUCUCCAUACCCAGAUGAAUGGGAGAACUACUCCAUGGAGAAAGAAGCAAAAGCAGAAUCAGACGCGGAAAUCAAACUAUGAAGGAUGGAUUUCUGCUCCUGGACGUUGAUCGGCACUUCUCCAAGCUCAAGCCAAGCUCCAAUGGUGAUGAAGAUCAAGCUAGGGCACUUGGGAACUCUUGCUCGUCGCUUUCUCUCUCUAGGAAUCGCUCUCUCUCUAAAACUCGAAUCCCCUUCUGUUUUGGCUGAAAUCUGCUUAAAAGGGCAUCACUGGGCAAAACACGGUCGAGGGCACGGCUGUGCUUUGCUCCAGCCCGCCCGUGCUUUGCCAAGGGUUAAUUACACGGCCAACCUGUUGGGAGAAACACGACCGUGCUUUUGUGGGACACGGCCGUGUUCUGUCUCAGCCCUGCCCGUGUUUUGAGCUCGUGUUUGCCAAACUCAGAUCAAGCCUCGGCAGUAAAAGCACGGUCUAGGAACACGGCCGUGUUCUGAUUUAGGCGUGCCCGUGUUUUGGCUCCAGCUCGACCGAAUGACUUCCGAAUGCCCCGAAACUCGUGCUUAGCCUUUCCUUUGACGCCUGGGACCUGAAAUAUGACAAAGUAGCACAACCCGGCGUAAAAUAGGCCAAAAAUACACGACUAUGCCCCUCAAAUGGAUAAGAACUAGGGGUGCAAAUACGUGCAAUUACAUCAUUAUCAAAUUCCCCCACACUUAACCGUUUGCUUGUCCCCAAGCAAACCUAACUCAAACCAAUGCAACUCUCCAGACCUCUAUAGCAACAAACAACCCAGAUCGUAGGUAGAGGACUUCCUAGAUCAUUUAGCAGCUUACGAGGUCAACCGACGCACAAGUCAUCUCAUAGCUUCUUCGGUGAGAGCACUAGUAUCGAGUCGGCAUCAUGGCAAAUAGUGAACAGAGGACAAAUGAAUCGUGGAUGAAGAGAUUCUAAAAAACAAAGGAUCAUGGA
This is a messenger RNA of Linum trigynum, 5674 nucleotides long. NCBI's taxonomy places the organism in Eukaryota, Viridiplantae, Streptophyta, Magnoliopsida, Malpighiales, Linaceae. The record is from the annotation of a GenBank genome assembly.